Molecule: messenger RNA, 5991 nt
Organism: Pipistrellus kuhlii (Kuhl's pipistrelle)
Lineage: Eukaryota; Metazoa; Chordata; Mammalia; Chiroptera; Vespertilionidae
Gene: TRIM44
Product: tripartite motif containing 44
Exons: 5
Coding region: 497-1567 (356 amino acids)
Molecular function (GO): zinc ion binding
Source: RefSeq, a predicted model, not a curated record
AUCCUCCCCCUCCUUCCGGGGCUGCGGAGCCCCCGCGGGCACCGCAGGAAAGGGCCAUUGCCACUUUAAAUGACUCAGGAAGUGAAAGGAGGCCGCCUGACGGGGACACGGAAAGUGGAACCGGGGUGGCACGGCUCCGUGAUCUCGGAUCAGUGAGAGACCAAGCGGGCAGCGCGGGGGCCAUCAGGGGCUCACUCGGGCCGCUGCACCGGAAGUGCCUGUGCCCCGAGGAAGCGCAGGGGGCGCCGGGGCCGGGGCGGGCGGGCAGGCCCUCUGCUCCUCGGCUGGCCGGGCUGCCCGGAGCUGGCGGCAGCAGCGCCCCAGCCCCAGCCCCUCUCCCAGAUCCCACGCGGCCCAGGCGGCCAGCGCCUCCCUGGCACCGGAUCGGCCAUCUGCCCGGAGGAGGAGGACGACGUGAGGAGCCAUAGCCCGAGCCAAGCGGCCAUCUCCGGGGGGUGGGGUGGUGGGCCAGGCCUGGCCCUGUCACCGCUCCCGCAUGGCCUCUGGAGUGGGCGCGGCCUUCGAGGAGCUGCCGCACGACGGCACGUGUGACCAGUGUGAGCCCGACGAGGCGCCGGGCGCCGAGGAAGUGUGCCGGGAAUGCGGCUUCUGCUACUGCCGCCGCCACGCCGAGGGCCACCGGCUCCAGUUCCCCGGCCACCACCUGGCCCGGUACGUGCACGGUGCCGCCCCGGCCUGGGCCCCCCGAGGCCCCGGGGAAGGCCAUGGCGACGAUGGCAAGGCCGCUGUGCAGGCCAAGGUGGAGGAGGAGGAGGGCGACCUAGAGAGCCAGGCCGGGGAGGAGAGCGAGUCCCAGGGGGACAGUGACUCCGAAGAAGAAGAAGAAGAAGAGGAGAGCGAGAUCUCGGAGGAAGAAAGCGAGGAGAGCGAGGAGGAAGAGAGCGAAGACGACAGCGAGGAGGACAUGGAGGACGAGCAAGAGAGCGAGGCGGAGGAGGAGGACAACCGUGACGACGGGGAAUCGGAGGCGGAUGGGGAAACCGAGGCAGAGAGUGAAUUUGACCCAGAUAUCGAGAUGGAGGCAGAGAGAGUGGCCCAGAGGAGAUGUCCGGACCACGGGCUGGAUCUGAGCACCUACUGCCAGGAAGACAAGCAGCUCAUCUGCGUCCUGUGUCCCGUCAUCGGGGCCCACCAGGGCCACCAGCUCUCCACCCUGGACGAAGCCUUCGAAGAGCUCAGGAGCAAAGACUCUGGCGGAUUAAAAGCGGCUAUGAUAGAAUUGGUGGAAAGGUUAAAGUUCAAGAGCUCAGACCCUAAAGUAACUCGGGAUCAGAUGAAGGCGUUUAUACAGCAGGAAUUUAAGAAAGUUCAGAAAGUGAUUGCUGAUGAGGAACAGAAGGCCCUUCAUCUAGUGGACAUCCAGGAAGCGAUGGCCACAGCUCAUGUGACUGAGAUUCUGGCAGACAUCCAAUCCCACAUGGACAGGUUGAUGACUCAGAUGGCCCAAGCCAAGGAACAACUCGAUACCUCUAACGAAGCAGCUGAGCCAAAGGCAGAGGGUGAAGAGGAUGGACUCAGUGGGGCCAGUGACGAAGAGGACACAUGAAGGCUCGCCAUUCCCAGCGGAGAAGCAUUCCUCCCCCCGUGUGUGUGACAGCGUGAAUGUAACGGCUUCUGACUCUGUGAAAGCUGCCCGGCAACCAAUGUCCUUCCACCCAUACGUCCCCAGACCCUCAGCAGGCCAUAGCUCUCCGGGAAUGCCAGGCGCAUGCUCGCCGACUGUGUGCUCCUCAUUCCUGUGUAGUGGUGGGUUAGGGAAGAGCGCCCCUUGGAUCAGUCAGGAGCAGCUGGGAAAGGUCAGUCCUUCAGGUAGCCCCUCCAUGGCUGCUUUGAACUGGCUCAGGGAGCCAGCCCCUGGAAUUUUAGGGACCCAGAUGUACCUCCUCACUAGGAAGACUCUGGAAUAACCUCGAAGGGCAAUCAGAAUGUUUUUCCUACCUGCACCUUAUUCCUAUUAAAGCAUGAAAUAAAUGAGGCAGGGUAGGGCUGGACCCACAUAACUAGUCUCUAAAAUUCCAGUGCAUUUGUGAAAAGGUGGUUUUGUGAAAUAAGAUGAGUGGUUUAAAAACAGGGCUGGAGAAAGAGUUAACAUUCAGACAUCUAUAGAGAUAUUUUUAGCACAUGAGGUUAUCCAGGACUUCAGAUUCAUAAUCCAGUGCUGUGGAAAUGAAAAAAAAAAUUUUUUUUAAAUCGAAAACUUAGAAAGGAAAUAACAUUAAAAAAAAAAAAAAAAAAAAAAAAAAAAAAAAAGAGGACCAAGAAAACCAGUUUUCUGAACUCAAAUUGCCUGAGUUUCCGAAAUAGUCACUGAAGGAUCUGAUGGACCUGAAUGACUGGGUGAGUUCUGAGGUCUGAUGAAUUUUGUCACAUGAAAGGCUGGAUGUGUACUACCAAGUGGAAAUUUUCAAUGUAGGUUUUUGUCUGUCGCUCCCCCCCCCCUCCUACACACACACACACACACACACACACACACACACACACACACACACACUUAGCCUAAUGUAGCUUAAAUGCAGUGUGGGGAGAGUCCUUGUCAUUCACGAUGUUUUGAAUGGAGCACUGAGCUUCGUCUCUCAGUAGAUACCCUCCCUGCACGGCAGCCGGAGCCCCUCUACCCUUGCCCUCCCUGCCAGCUACCCCCAGCAUCUGCCCGCUGACCCUCCUCUCUAGUCACGUGAGCAGACCCAUCAUGCUCCCAGAUCCCAGCUCCUCACAGCCAGGUUUUCAUGCUCAAAUGGUCAGUGAUGUCCUAGGAAUGCCACGCUGCUAAACACCUGCAUCUUCUGCAGCAUGUCUUACUUCGUUAGCUUGGAAUCAGGGGGUGAUCUUACUUUUACAAACAGUUAAAUCAUGAAGUCAAGUGUCUGGACACAUCAACGAGGUUGAAGUAAAAUGGGAGCCUCCACAGGAAAUUCUCGUUGGCAGGUGGGAUGUGUGCUCCCGCUCCUAGCCUUUAGUGGCGCUUUGGUGUUCAUUUCUGAGAAGGACGACUGGAACUGGAUCCUAGCAUCCCUGGGGCUCCUGCUGACGGGGGCCUACACUUCUGGUGCCUCUGAGGCACCUUCCUGCCUGCUGCCUGCCUGCCUGACCCUGGACCCAUUACAUAGCUUUCGGGCCUGCUGACUUUUGUGUGCAUAGCAUGGUUUUGAGCCAGAAACAAUACUUCCAUGCUGUAGGAAUCCUAUGUAUAUCAUUGUUCAGUUUUGUGCAUGCUACUCACUGACCAUUCCUUUGGUGCCAGGGGGCUACCAGGCAUGUGUACUCUGGGUUAGGGUUAUCCUAGCUCACUAAAUAUGUCAGGGCUUAUUUAUAAAUGUGAGAGGAGUUUCGGCUGUUAAGGAGGGGGAAAGGGUAUUUUUCUCUCAAACUAGUAGCCGACAAACGGCCAAGACAAUGGCACUGUACCUGUCUGCCUGCAAAGGCCAGAGAAUCCUGCCUAACACUGAUUACCGUCCCAACCCAUCCAACGAAAUGCUCCUUAAAGAUGAACCAAUGGCCUGUCUUAAAAUAAGAGCUUAAAAAUUAGACGAUUAAGAUUUAGAAAUAAUUCUUUUCCCAUCUCUGCAUACUCAUAGUAGCCUUGUCUUAGCAAUGGACAGAUCACUGGCCUCUUCAUACUGAGCCCGUGUGACUUUUCAUCAGUAUUUGGGAAACCCAAGCAUUUAUGCAGAGGAUGUGAGCGGAAAUACGAAGAUGCAUGCCAGCCUGUCUCCAUUAGUGAUCGUUUUCCUGUAGUCCUCGAGGAAAGCACUUCUGCUUUUCCUUAGAGAGGAUGUCAGACUCCCUUUCUGGGUUCCUGCUGUCCUCAGCACCUGAUAAAACUUUAAGCAGGGAAGCCUGAAACAGUGCAGCCGCGUCUGCCAGGCUCCCGAGUUCCUGCCGGCAGCGUGGCCAACAUCAGAAUGAGGAUGCUUCCUGUAGCGGCCUUGGCCUCCCAGAGCUGCAGCUGCAGGACCCUGAGGGCCCCGCGUAGUGAGGCCCCCCUCCCGCAGGUCCUACACACUGUGCUCCAAGCCCUGUCCUGGCCGCCGCAGGCUCUGCAGAAAUCCCAGGAGAGGGCAGGCGGGCAGGCAGCCAGUGAGCAUCUUCAGGAUGAGCUGGGUCCCCACACCAAUGCCUGGCUGCCUUCCAAAUACCCGGUGUCUGGAGACCGGGGCGGGGGAGUGGGGUGUUUUUAUUUAAUGUCAUUAAAUUCAGUGCAAUUCCAAGAAAUGCUUGGAGUCUCAGCUCUGACAACCAGGAAGGGAAAUAACCUAUACUGGGGACCAACUAUGGACCAGGCCCCGUACUAGGCCCCCGUUCUCAGAUGAUGAAGCCGAUUGGGACUGCAAGACUCACUUGCCUUGACCUGCUAGGAGAUAUUGGAGCCGGGAUUUGAGCCCAGCUCUCCCUAACUUUGCAGCCCAUGGUCCAUCGCAGUACAGAGGUGGAAAGCUGGCAGAGGCCCCACCCCCACCCCCGCCUGCAGUGAGACCACCACUUUAUGACUUCUUUUUCAGAAUUACAUUGCGUGGCUGUGGUUUGGGCCCAGAGAAGGCAUCAAACUUGCCUAUCUUUCCACUUGCGGGUGCAUUAAGUAGAAUUGCUAAUUUAAGCCUGCCCCCAGGAACCGUCCCCCAUAAGAAAAGAAUUUCUGGGCCUUCAAGAGGAUAGAGCUUCUCAGAGCAGUGAAGGGGAAGGGUGUCUGCUGUUAAGAAAGGGAGCCUUCGUGUUUCAGUCACCUCGCCAGGUCUGUGCCUGGGCAGGGGUGGUCAUUCACAGUGCACUGAGCCGUGCUGACACCUGGUAUGCGUGUGGACGUAAAGAUAAGUGUAUGUGUAUGUACACACACGCACACGUGGUACACGCACACAAUUUAAGGACAAAGGGAAUUCAAAGCAGCCCCUCAUUAUUCUGCAUGCCACCGCAAAGGCGUCCACCAGCCCUGAUUGCACAUGUCACCAGACAUGUCAGGGCUUAGGGGCUGACAGGCUGCUAACAGGAGGAGAGCUUUCUCAGAGGUUGCCAGAAACUAAAGCAUGGAGCCGGGUGACAGCCCUACUCCCGUGGUCUAGUGAAAGGGGAAGCCGACCCAUCCUGGGGAUCUGACCCCUCCCCUGAGCCUGUGGGCACCGCUGCCGAGUUCACAACCAGAAAACAUUCUCCUGCCGUGCCUGAAACACCCCCCACCCCACCCCACCCCGCUCACCUGAUGGCUGCUCAGUGCGUGCCUUUUGAUGAGAAUCCGUUGCAAUGUUUCCCGUGUGCCUAGCACAUGUGGGAUUUUGUGUUUAAAGAACAAAUGAUCUCAUUGUGGAUGGCCUGGGCCCAGGCCAGAGAGCAAAAGAUGGCCCAUAGCGGAGACACCUCAUCGUGUUGUCUGUACCCAGCAUUCCCUGCGGCCCCCACCCCAGCCGAUUCCAAGUGCCAUAAGGCCAGGCAGUUCCGCCCUCCGGGGCCUGCCGGGUAAAACAGUGCCAUUCGGAACUGAGAACACACCAGAAACCGCAGCACAUGCAUCAGAGCAAGAAAACGGAAAUAAAUUCAGACAGUCGUCCGUCUACUGGCGUAAAAAAGUGCCACAGAGCCCGGGCUGGGUGUGAUGUGACCUUGAGGGGACAAUAGAUUCAUACUUAAUGGGAGUUAAACCUGACAGGUCUCUCUGCAGUGACAGGCGCUCCUGCCUGGGUGGGAGACCAGGAACUGCUGUCCUCUGCCUGUUGUCCUGGGCAGUUCCAUCCCUCCUUACUCAUCAUCCCCUCCCCACGGUGGUCUAGUGAAAAGGGAAGCGUGCCAACCGAUUCUGGGGAUCUGUUACGUUAAACAAGGGAGCACUCAAUCUUUCUAGGGAACCACGCGUGUGAGUUAAUGUUUCAGUACAUCAUCUUCAUACUGUAAAUUAUUUUGUAAGAGCGAUUUACCGCCAUCCCAGGAUGUUUGGACUCAGCGCCCCUGUGCAUUUGGAAAUCAAUAAACUAUUACUGGAAAUAC